AGUUGGAUCUUUGCUAGAAAAUGGCCAGAUUUCUUUCAAGGACCUCAGCUGGGAUUAUUAUGUGGUUUCCUGUCUAUAUCAGCAUGGAUGAUUGUUAUUUCUCCACUUGUGGUGUUUGUGAUAUGGGGAUGCUGGUUGAUCUUAAUAUUGGGUCGAGAUAUAAUUGGUCUGGCUGUAAUAAUGGCUGGCAUUGCUCUUCUUUUGGCAUUCUAUUCCAUCAUGCUUUGGUGGAGAACACAAUGGCAAAGCUCAAGUACGUAUUUCCUCAAUGGUGGAGUGUUGCAGAGGGUCUGGCAGUUGUGCUGGUGUAUGUGGGUUGCAGCUGGUGGGCGUGGCAGCAGUGGUUGAUUGCAGAUAGAGGGGUGGGCAGUGGUGGUGGUGAAUAUGGGGUGCAGCUGAACCCAACUACAAUUUCACAGAAAGGCAACAAAACAGUAACACUAUUUAGCAGCAAAGCAACACAGCCACAACCGGAACAAAGCAACACAGCCAUAACAGGAAAAAGCAACAGUGUCAACAAUCACAGCAACAACAUGGCAAUUUGGGCUCAACACAGCAACAACAGAAACAAAAUCAGUAUCAGUAAUGGAGAUUGUAGGCAUGGCGAAGUGAAGGCGAUGGUUGAUGACCUGCAAUCGCAUCCAGCAGUGAUCUCUAGUGAAAAGUUGCACUGCACUCCCUUGUGGUUUGUGGCUGUACUUCACAAGUGGUUUGAGACACUUUGGUUGGUGAUUGGCAAAUCCGGUUGUUGGACCGUGCACAUUGGCCUAGCCGAGGGACCAAUUGGGGCUGUUGCUGUUCUUCUUCUUCUGGCUGUUGCCUUGCUUUGUGCAUAUGAACUCUGUGCUGUCUAUGUCACAGCUGGUGCAAGUGCCUCAGAGCGUUAUUCACCUUCAGGCUUUUUCUUUGGCGUGUCAGCAAUUGCUCUGGCAAUUAAUAUGCUCUUUAUUUGCAGAAUGGUCUUCAAUGGGAAUGGCUUAGAUGUAGAUGAAUAUGUGCGGAAGGCCUACAAAUUUGCAUAUUCGGAUUGUAUUGAAGUGGGUCCUGUGGCCUGCUUACCGGAACCGCCAGAUCCCAAUGAGUUAUAUCCUCGACAAUCUAGAAGGGCUUCACAUCUAGGGCUCCUCUAUCUUGGCUCCCUUGGGGUACUUAUUGUGUAUUCCGUCUUGUAUGGUGUGACAGCGAAGGAUGCACAUUGGCUCGGUGCUAUCACAUCAGCUGCUGUAAUUAUUCUUGAUUGGAACAUGGGGGCCUGCUUAUAUGGGUUUAAGCUUCUUAGAAGUCGUGUUGCUGCACUUUUUGUUGCUGGCAUGUCUCGAGUCUUCCUCAUUUGCUUUGGAGUUCACUACUGGUAUUUGGGACAUUGCAUUAGUUAUGCAGUCGUAGCAUCUGUUCUGUUAGGUGCUGCUGUUUCCCGCCAUUUAUCAGUUUCGAAUCCACUAGCUGCAAGGAGAGAUGCCUUACAGAGUACUGUAAUUCGCUUGAGAGAGGGUUUCCGCAGAAAAGGGCAAAACAGUUCAUCUAGCUCUUCUGAAGUCUGUGGUUCAAGUGUGAAACGAAGUAGUAGUGCUGAGGUUGGUCACCUUGGGAAUGGUACAACACAUUGCAUUGGUGAUGCUAAUAGCUGGAAUAAUGUCGAGGGCAUUAAUAGUGACAAGAGCAUAGAUAGUGGAAGGCCAAGUACAGCAUUACAUAGUAGUUCCUGUCGCUCAAUAAUUCAAGAAGCCGAAGUAGGAACUUCAUAUGCUGAUAGAAAUUUUGACCACAAUGGCUCUUUGGUAGUCUGUUCUAGUAGUGGGCUUGAAAGCCAAGGUUGUGAAUCUAGUGCUUCAACUUCUGCAAAUCAACAAGCACUAGACUUGAAUUUAGCUCUUGCAUUCCAGGAGAAGAUGUAUGACCCAAGGAUUACAUCUUUGUUGAAGAGGAGAGGAAGACAAGGGGAUCUUGAACUGACUAGCUUACUGAAAGAUAAAGGCUUAGAUCCUAAUUUCGCUGUUAUGUUGAAGGAGAAUGGAUUGGAUCCAACGAUACUUGCAUUACUGCAGAGGAGCAGCUUGGACGCAGAUCAUCACGACGAUACUGCUAUAACUAUCGCUGACUCAAAUAGCGUUGGCAAUGCAUUGCCUAAUCAAGUUUCACUAUCAGAAGAACUUAGGCUUCGAGGGCUAGAAAGGUGGCUUCAAUUUUUUAGAUUUGUAUUGCACCACAUAGUGGGUACUCCAGAGAGAGCAUGGGUUCUCUUCAGUUUUAUCUUUAUCAUCGAAACCAUCGUCGUUGCUGUUUUCCGCCCAAAAACAAUAAAAAUUAUAAAUGCCAUGCACCAGCAGUUUGAAUUUGGUUUUGCAGUGCUGCUUUUAUCUCCAGUUGUCUGUUCAAUCAUGGCUUUCCUUCAGUCUCUUCAAGCUGAAGACAUGACCUUGACUUCAAAACCCCGGAAGUAUGGAUUUAUUGCCUGGUUGCUGAGCACUUGUGUUGGUUUGCUGCUUUCCUUUUUGAGGUAA
Ilex paraguariensis (yerba mate) is the source of this 2501-nucleotide messenger RNA. Lineage: Eukaryota; Viridiplantae; Streptophyta; Magnoliopsida; Aquifoliales; Aquifoliaceae. The record is from the annotation of a GenBank genome assembly.